Molecule: messenger RNA, 270 nt
Organism: Arabis nemorensis
Lineage: Eukaryota; Viridiplantae; Streptophyta; Magnoliopsida; Brassicales; Brassicaceae
Source: the annotation of a GenBank genome assembly
AUGCUCUUCUCUUCUUCUCUUCCUCUGUCUCACCAUCUAGCAAAUCGCGGGCUUAGAUGCUCUCUCAAACUAGGGUUUGAGACCGCAUAUCACUAUCGCAUCUCUCGAUCCUCUUGUCCUCGUCCUCCGUUCGCGUCACUGACGGCGCUUCUCAAGCGAUCGGUUUAUUCUCUCCGGGUAGGUGAGUUCCGGAUUUGGGUUACUGGUGGUGAAGAACGGUUUCGGAUAAUCACUACUGAUAGAUUGCUAGGGAUUGCUAGGUACACUUGA